Choloepus didactylus (southern two-toed sloth) is the source of this 6555-nucleotide messenger RNA. It is a transcript of the gene LIMD1, whose product is annotated as LIM domains containing 1. Gene Ontology annotation, molecular function: transcription corepressor activity. Gene Ontology annotation, cellular component: adherens junction; nucleus; transcription regulator complex. The record is from RefSeq and is a predicted model, not a curated record. NCBI's taxonomy places the organism in Eukaryota, Metazoa, Chordata, Mammalia, Pilosa, Megalonychidae. Gene Ontology annotation, biological process: negative regulation of hippo signaling; regulation of DNA-templated transcription; cytoskeleton organization. The transcript has 8 exons. The coding region runs from base 774 to 2801 and encodes 675 amino acids.
CCCGGCCCGCAAGCGAGCGGCUGGGAUUUCGUUCCGCGCACUCGCUUCCGCGACCCGCCGCCCCUUCGGGCCCGCGCGCGUCCAGCCACCGCCAUCGGACAAUGGCUCUCCCGCUCCAGCUGCUGUGAGCUUCCUGCCGUGGCCAGUGCGUCCGCCCGUCAGUCUUUAGGCCCCUGGCGGGUCCGUGCGCCCGGAACGGCGCGCGCUUCUCGCGCUUGGCAAGGUCGCCGCUCCGGGGCUGCUGGAGGAAGCAGCGGGGUCUCCGAGGGCCCGGGAACUGCCUGCGCCUCCGGGCGCCGCGCCUUUGCUCCGGCCGGGCCCGUCCGGCGGCUUCUACACUCUCCCGCCCGAGCCGGCUUCACCCGCCCCGCCAGCGGACGCUCGUUGCCUUGUUGUGGGUUUCCGAGUUUGGUUGCUCAAGGAGGAUGUGAUUUUUUUUUUCUGUGUGCCUAUUUCUUUUUCCUUUUAUGAUUUGAAAAAGAAAAAAGAACUCUGCACAGCAAGCCGGAGACUGAGAAGCUCCACCAGCUGCCCCCACGUGGACGCACCCGUGGGGGGAAGGGAGUUGGAGGCAAACUUGCGCCAUCUGGCCUUUAGGCCUGAACUUCAGCGGGACGCUAAGGCCUGGGGCCAUGACCCUCACGCUGGGGGGGUCAAAUUCUUUACCUGUUUUGGACUGGACUUGAGCACCUGCCCUUUGCUACCAUCCUCCCUUUCCCUCCCUGAUCCCCUCACCCAGGCACCUGGUCUAGACGGGAGCAGGUGGCUGCAACAUGGAUAAGUACGAGGAUCUGGGCCUGGAGGCCAGUAAAUUCAUUGAGGACCUGAACAUGUACGAGGCCUCCAAGGAUGGGCUUUUCCGAGUGGACAAAGGUGCAGGCAACAACCCAGAGUUUGAGGAGACCCGCAGGGUGUUUGCCACCAAGAUGGCCAAAAUCCACCUCCAGCAGCAGCAACAGCUCUUGCAGGAUGAGACCCUGCCUAGGGGAGUCCGAAGUCCAAGCAAUGGAAGCAGCCGCCUGGGCCCAGAGGCCCACCGGGAAGCUGGUGUGGGCAGCAAGCUGGUCUUGGAUGGUGCUGCGAAGCCCCCUCGCGCUGCCCCUUUGGUGGCACCUGGGGUGGCCACCACGAUUGCGUCUGGGCAGCCUUUGAACCCGUCCCAGGAGCAGAGGGCAAGGCCGCAUGCCCAUGGUGGGAGAUAUGGCAGCCAGGACUGUGGUUCCAGGGAGAGCCUGGCAAGUUCUGAAACAUCUGCUUCCCACCAGCUGGGACCCUGUGAGGAUCCUUCCUGCCUCACUCAUGGAGAUUAUUAUGAUAACCUCUCUUUGAAAAGCCCAGAGUGGGGUGGUGAGCUGGGAGUGUCUCCUAGCACGCGGUCAGGUGUAGGGAGUGGGUGGCUUAGGCCCCCAAAGAGUGACCUGCCGCUUCCCAGAUCUUCCGGAGACCAUCACUUAUAUCAGCAGCAGCUGUCCCCCAUCUCCAGCAGGUCAUUUGAGAGUGACCUCCAUGGCCAGGAUGGUGGUGUUGGUGGCCGUGGCAAUGUGAAGCCAGCAGGCCCUUGGUCUACUGCCUCCAACCAGCGGGUGAGCCCUGGCCUCCCUUCCCCAUGCCCAGAGAAUGGGCCCCUCCUGGAGGCCCCUGGGCCGAGGACCCCUUCCUUCUUAGCACCCCUGGCCCUCAGUUGCCCCAGUCAAGGAGCUCUUCUGCGAACAAACUCGGGAGUGGGGAGUGAGGUUUUGGGUGUGAUGUGCAAACCCACUGUGGACCGUCAGCCCUGGUUCCCGGAUGGGCCCAAAACCUACCUUUGUAGUACUGCCCCGUCAUCUUCGCCUGACCGCAUGGACAGUCGACGGCCGGGUGUGGACUCUGGGCUGGGUCCCAAGCCAAGCCGCACAGACCCUGGAACUGGUCCCAAGCUCAGCCCCAACAGCCUUGUCCCUCCAGUGAUGUCCACCCUGCCUGAGUUAACUUGUGAAGAGGGUCCGCUUGGCUGGUCCCCUGAUGGCAGCCUGGGGUCUGUGCUCCCAGGGAGCCCCAGUCCCCCCAGGGUGAGGCUCCCCUGCCAGACCCUUGUCCCAGGCCCUGAGCUCGGACCCUCAGUCGCUGAAUUGAAAUUAGAAGCCCUCACGCAGCGUCUGGAGCGCGAGAUGGAUACUCACCCGAAAGCUGAUUACUUUGGAGCCUGUGUGAAAUGCAGCAAAGGGGUCUUUGGGGCCGGCCAGGCCUGCCAGGCCAUGGGGAACCUCUACCACGACGCGUGCUUCACCUGCGCGGCCUGCAGCCGGAAGUUGAGGGGAAAAGCCUUUUAUUUUGUCAACGGCAAAGUGUUUUGUGAGGAAGACUUCCUGUACUCUGGUUUCCAGCAGUCUGCUGAUAGGUGUUUUCUAUGUGGCCAUCUGAUAAUGGAUAUGAUCCUGCAGGCCCUGGGGAAGUCCUACCACCCUGGCUGUUUCCGCUGUGUCAUCUGUAAUGAAUGUUUGGAUGGGGUUCCCUUCACUGUUGACUCAGAGAACAAGAUCUACUGUGUCCGAGAUUACCACAAGGUGUUGGCCCCCAAGUGUGCAGCCUGUGGGCUCCCUAUCCUUCCACCAGAGGGCUCAGAUGAGACCAUCCGUGUUGUGUCCAUGGACAGAGACUACCACGUGGAGUGCUACCACUGUGAGGACUGUGGCCUGGAGCUCAAUGAUGAAGAUGGCCGCCGCUGCUACCCGCUGGAGGACCACCUGUUCUGUCACUCCUGCCACGUCAAGAGGCUGCAGAAAGGCCCCUCGUCAGCAGCACUUCACCAGCACCACUUCUAGUCAGAGCCUCUUACAGACGUCAUGGCGGAUGCAAAGCUGAGGCUUCCCCAUGAGACAUCUGCUGAGGAAUUUCCAGUUGCCCCUGGAGUGGAAUUGGGGUGGGGAGAAGAGGGGUGGGCACGUGAGAUCCCGCAGGUUUAUGUGGAGUGCCUGUUCAGGGAGGUGAAACCUUACCUGUCUGGAAUGUGUAUUUUCCUUGUGCCCUUCCCCGCUGUCACACCAUCAUCAGAUUACUCAGGAAGACGCUCCAGCAGGCACAUGGCAAGAUGGCAGCAAUGAAACUGAACAGACCUUCCUGUCCCUUCGGGGAAUAAUUCAUGCUUCAAAGGGAGAGGUUUGUGUUGAGCAUAUUUUGCAAUAUCCCCUGAAGAGAAAAUUCAGCUGCCAAUGCAUUCAACCCUUUUGUCAUCCAUUUAGGAAAAUACUUGCACCUAAACACCCACCCAUCCCCACCCACCCCGCCACCCCCACCCCACACACAUACACCCCACGCAAAUACACAUACACACACAGAACUCAAUUUAAGACUUCCUUCCGCCCCAGAGCCUCAUCCUUCUCUAGACUGGCUGUAUGUUUGAAUUGUGUUGUGGCAAGAGGGAAGCUCUGACAUGUGAUUUGUAUCGUAGGAAGAAUUUACUUGGUGAACCAGAACCAAGUUUUGAAAUAAGCGAGGCAGGAUUUCCUCCUUGUACACUGACAGCAUUGUGUGUGCUCCUGCAUAUCUUCACUCCCCCAAAGGCAGUGGGGGCCCUAAGGAGAUUUGCCCUGUUUUGAGCAAAGCUGGCUUUGGGAGAAGGACUUGGUGCAGGCACCAGGCCUCUUUUGCCCACCUGUCUGUGCUUCUUUUUUCCCCCUCUCUGGAGCUCUCCAGAGUCUGUGACUUUGGAGCCACUCCCCAAUGACAGGUCUCAGGAUCCCAUUAGGGAACAUCUCUUGCGGCUCUUUUAACUUAUUAAAAAACAGGCUUUCUGGAAGUCCUGCCUGAAUACCGAGAGAGACCCUCUGAUAAAUGACGAGAGUGUUUUGUGUGUGUGAGAUCUCUAAGCUAGCAAUGGAGGAAGUGCCUCAGGAUAACUUAUCUUACUCAUUUCACCCGUUUCUCUCUUGCCCAAUUUUUGGCCCAGGCAUUAUGUUUGAAGAAACCAGUAUAAGGUACACUGCUUUUGUCUGUUUUUUGAUGUUUUCUCCCUCACUUUCAGUCUUCACACACACAAAAAUACCUCACUGAUAGAGCUUCGCCCAUUGCAGAUGAAGGAGGGAUCAGGCCAUCACACUGGGCUCAUAUACCUUCUUGGGUGUGUUAGGAAUCACUGGCUUCACCCAGACAGGACUCUGGUGUGUCAGGACACUAGGAUCUUAACUAAAGGUCAGUUGGGAAUAGAUCCGAUUUAAAUUCAGUACUGUUGCCAUGUGCAUUUCAUUCUGGCUCCCGGGUUGGCAAGGGCUAAGGGAGGGCUACAUACUGGCAAGAUUUCAAGGCCACGUUUGCAUGGAAGACACGAAAUUUGCCCUGCAAGUCACACUCCUAAGGCCAAAGGCCAGUAACCAUUGGCAUUUCAAUUAGAAGUAGCAUCAAAAAAAAAAAGAGCUGUCUGCUGUUUGUCUCCGUCUUUGCAGAAGGGCCCAUGAGUUGGUGGCACAGGGCUAGGGAGCAGCUUGCCUUUGCCAGCCAGGUUGGGAGCACUGGGCUCUGGGCUGCACUCAGCCAUCUCACCUCACACCCAGAGCAAGAGGACCAGGCAGCUGGGAUCGCGGAGGGUGGUCGGUGAAGCCCACAGGCACAUGUGAACUUACAGACUUUUCACUGGGCCCGGUCCCACUUCUAGGCCAUGCUUGACUUGUUUGAUAGCAGUUGCCUUUAGGAACUUUUUGGCACAAUGGAUUGUUUUUUCCAUUUUUAUUACAUUCAUUCUGUCGGAAUCCUUUGGCCAAGUGUCACUUUAGCCUGGCUAUGUGCUUUCCUUGGUUCCUUUUCACAGGCUCAGGCUUGUGAAACCCUGUAAGUGCAAGGGGCUGAGCCCAACGAACUUAGGGUUGCACCUGUUUCUUCCCACCAUUUAGCAAGGCUGUGGGCUAAAUGAAGCCAGUGGCUAUAUCUUAACCUGCCUCCACCAACCUAGGAAUGUUUCUGGCCUUGUCAGCAGAACUUUGCUCUGCUUUCAAGUCAAGCAGAGUGAAGAAAAUUGUCUUGGAGCCACAUUUAGGAAAAGCAGGGAUUUGCUUGCAAAUUGGGUAGUUAACAAUCUGUAUUUAAUUGUGGAAAUGAAUUUUUAAAAGUGGACUUGACUGAAGUGAUUCAGAUAUCUUGGCAAUUAUGCCAUUUUAUAGCAUUGAAGAACAAUGAGAGAAUUUCCAGGCAUCCUAGAAAUUCUAGAAGUAGACUUCUCUCAUUGUCACUUUCCCUGGAGAGGGUACAUGGGUAGGAUUCCUGCGUAGGUUUUGUUUCUCUUGUAAGCAUGCCACUCCUCAGACCCUUGCAUAAAAGUCAUGAAGAGGUAUCCACCUAUCUGUUAUUUUAAACAUUAUAUAAAUUAUUAGCCAAAUGGAACUACAAUGGGAUUCUAUUUAUGGGUACUUAGAAAGAAAACACAAGUACCUGGUAAAUCAGAGUUAAUGUUUGUUUUAAAAGUAGAGCAGAGACCUUUUUGAGUUCCCAAGACAACUGUUGGGCUCUGGAGAAAAGGAGGAGUACUGUGGCCCGAUUCCAGACUUCAUAGCCAGCCUUCUUUCCUCAUUUUGCCCAUUUGCUUUUUUUUUUCAUCUCCUGGACUAUUUUUCCCUCCCCCCAACCCCCUCCAGUUUGGGACAUUCAAAAACUGCCUGGGUGGUCUGAGAAAAGCCAAUAAUCCGGUUUGGCCUACUAUACCAGAAUUCUCUCUUCUCACACUCCUGCAAGUCACACUCCUGAGGCCAGUAACCGCUGGCAUUUCAAUUAGAAGUAGCAUCCAAAAAAAAAAAAAGUUGAUGUUAUUUCCCCAUCUCUUGUUGGGUAAAGAGUGUUUUAUUCAUCUGUUACCACACAAGGGCAUUUAGUCCUAUUCAGGCCGUUGCCAACAAAUGGCAGUGGGAUUUUCCGUUUCUCCACAUUGUGAGUGCUGUAGUGAAAUCCUCUUUCAGCAGAGUCCACUGAGGUUAUGUGGGUGAGUCUUGGAUGGUGAUGGGAUAAUCAAGUUUUGCUGACCUUCAAGAGCCAUGGACACAUGCCACAGUGACAAAAUGAAAAACAGAAACAUUAGGACUUGAGAGAAGAAUUUGGGAUUCACAAUCCUUUGCAGUCCUUCAAAGGCUACUUUGUGGUGCCAUUUCCCAUAUGAGUGAAAAGGAAGAGAGCUGUGAGAACUGCUGGUUUCCUUGCAAGGGAUGUAUGCAAGACAUGGUGCCCCCAGAUCAUUGCUGCCUGAUAAACUUGUUAAAACUCUGUCUGCCAGGAAACCAAAUUCUUUGCCAGGAAUAAGUCCUAAUUUCUCAGUUACUAUGUCAAGUAACUUUUUAAAGUAGUAGGAAAAAAUGAAUAAAAUGUUAGUUAUCUAUUGUUCUGAGCCAGAACUGGACAGAUGUGGGAAGUUUCCAAAUAGUGUAUGAAAAUUUCAUUGUGCAGGGAAAUUAUUUUCCUCUGUAUUUCUUCUUUUACUAUAAAAUUAUUCAAAAUACCAUUCCUAUAAAAUUAUUAAAAAAUUUACUGUUAUAAGUUUUUUCAAAAUAUGACCAUAAAACUGCAUCAAUCUGUAGACUAUUAAAGUGCUCUCUAACAUAA